Messenger RNA from Acomys russatus (golden spiny mouse), 1245 nucleotides. RefSeq names its product transport and golgi organization 2 homolog (gene Tango2). NCBI's taxonomy places the organism in Eukaryota, Metazoa, Chordata, Mammalia, Rodentia, Muridae. The transcript has 10 exons. Gene Ontology annotation, cellular component: Golgi apparatus. Gene Ontology annotation, biological process: Golgi organization; protein secretion. The coding region runs from base 334 to 1164 and encodes 276 amino acids. The record is from RefSeq and is a predicted model, not a curated record.
CAGGCCGAGGCUCUGACACCUGCCCGAAAUGCUGCGGUUGUGAAGGUGGCAGGCGGCUAGGAGUUGACCCCUCUGGGCCACCUUCUGAGGACUUCCCCUGAGCCGGAGCUUGUAGGACCGGCGGUCAACCCCGGAUUUCAGCAGCAUUGUCUCCACCAUCACCCCCAGUUCGCAGCCAGCAGCUGGCCAGCUCUGUAGGGGCAGCGCUGGGGAAAGCCACAGAGCGAAGGUGUGUCAGGAAGAACUUCCUAACCAGUCAGCACUUAAAAGACUGAAGAGGUGGCUACAAAAAGUGACCUUGCGACCGUGUGAGCAAAGCCACCCUUGCAACCCAUGUGCAUCAUCUUCUUUAAGUUCGAUCCUCGUCCUGUUUCCAAAAACGCAUACAGGCUCAUAUUGGCAGCCAACAGAGAUGAAUCCUACAACAGGCCGUCCAAGUUGGCAGACUUCUGGGGGAACAACAGUGAGAUCCUCAGUGGGCUCGACAUGGAGGAAGGCAAGGCAGGAGGAACAUGGCUGGGCAUCAGCACACGUGGGAAGCUGGGAGCCCUCACCAACUACCUGCAGCCCCGGCAAGAGCCAGACGCCCGUGGUAGAGGUGAACUUGUGACUCACUUUCUGACCAGUGACAUGGACAGCAUGUCCUACCUGAAGAAGGUCUCCACAGAGAGCCACCUGUACAAUGGAUUUAACCUCAUAGCAGCUGACCUCAGCACAGCAAAAGGAGAUGUCAUUUGCUACUAUGGAAACCGGGGGGAGCCUGAGCCUGUUGUGUUGACGCCAGGAACCUAUGGCCUAAGCAAUGCCCUUCUGGAGACGCCCUGGAAGAAGCUGUGCUUUGGCAAACAACUCUUCAUGGACGUGGUGGAGCAGAGCGAGGCUCUCCCUAAAGACGCCCUUGUCUCCCAACUCCUAGAUGUACUCAACAAUGAGGAGGCACAGCUGCCAGACCCAGCCAUUGAGGACCAGGGCCGGGAGUAUGUACAGCCAAUACUGAGCAAGUAUGCAGCUGUGUGUGUCCGCUGUGCCACCUAUGGCACCAGAACCAACACCAUCAUCCUUGUGGAUACAGAUGGCCAUGUGACCUUCACUGAACGAAGCAUGCUGGACAAAGAUACCUCCAGCUGGGAGACCAACACCUAUGAGUUCACUCUACAGAGUUAGCCACUGCUAACUCUGCUAGGUUCUUAGGAUGCUGUGCCUCAAAUCCCAGGCAUGGAUAGGAACCUUCCAUGGCCACACUGC